Messenger RNA from Fusarium coffeatum, 1896 nucleotides. RefSeq lists its product as uncharacterized. Gene Ontology annotation, molecular function: zinc ion binding; metalloendopeptidase activity. NCBI's taxonomy places the organism in Eukaryota, Fungi, Ascomycota, Sordariomycetes, Hypocreales, Nectriaceae. The transcript is spliced from 4 exons. The coding region runs from base 1 to 1896 and encodes 631 amino acids. The record is from RefSeq and is a predicted model, not a curated record.
AUGCGCUUCUCAGACAGCCUCAUCCUCAUAGGACUCACCGGCCUAGCCGGAGCCCACCCUCAACGAAGAAGCCCCAAUGCUUCUCCCCUAAGCAAGCGUGCUAUCGACCUGGAGGCCUUCAAGUUGGCCCCUAUGGCAGAGUAUGUCACUCAGGAGGAACUUCCUGAGGAUGCCAGCGCCAAGGUCGUUACCAAGCGAGCUGACUACACCGAGACUGCCAAGGACCUCGUCAAGGCCACUUUCCCCAAGGCUGAGUUCCGCAUGGCCAAGGAUCACUACGUUGGAAGCAAUGGUAUUGCGCACGUCAACUUUAAGCAGACCGUCAACGGUGUUGAUGUUGACAAUGCUGACUUCAACGUCAACAUUGGUGCUGAUGGAGAAGUCUUCUCCUACGGAAACAGCUUCUACGAGGGCAAGAUGCCCGGUCCUCUAACCAAGCGUGACGAGAAGGACCCCGUCGAAGCUCUCAAGGACACCGUUUCGGUUCUCUCUCUUCCCGUCGAGGCUGACAACGCCAAGGCUGUCAAGAAAAGUGACAAGCACUACGAGUUCACCGGCACAUCUGGUACCGUCAGCAAGCCUCAGGCUAAGCUCACUUAUCUCGUCGACGACGGAAAGCUGAAGCUUACUUGGAGAGUUGAGACUGAUACUCUCGACAACUGGCUGUUGACCUAUGUCAAUGCUGCCAAGACUGAUGAGGUUGUUGGUGUUGUUGAUUACAACGCUGAGGCUACUUACGAGGUUUACCCCUGGGGUGUUAACGAUCCCGCUGCAGGAUCUCGCUCUGUUGUCAAGGACCCCCAGAACCUUGCCUUCUCGCCAUUUGGAUGGCACAGCGACGGCAGCAGCAACUACACCACCACCCGCGGCAACAACGGUAUUGCCCAGACCAACCCCUCUGGUGGAAGCGCCUACCUGAACAACUACCGCCCCGACUCCAAGUCUUACACCUUCGAGUACAAGUACUCUCUUACCGAGACAGACCCCACCAAGUACCGCGAUGCCUCUACCACUCAGCUUUUCUACACCGCCAACAAGUACCACGACGUUCUCCACGCUCUUGGUUUCGAUGAGAAGGCUGGUAACUUCCAGGCUAACAACAACAACGCUGGAGGUGUCGCCGAUGAUGCAGUUAUUCUUAUGACGCAGGAUGGAUCGCGCCUGAACAAUGCGCAGUUCUCGACUCCUCCUGAUGGUCUGCCUGGUCGCAUGAGGAUGUACCUCUGGGACACGAGUACUCCUAUGAGAGACUCUUCUUUCGAUGCUGGUGUUGUUAUCCACGAGUACACUCACGGUCUUAGCAACCGUCUGACUGGCGGUCCCGCCAACUCUGGCUGUCUUCCCGGUGGUGAAUCUGGAGGUAUGGGUGAAGGAUGGAGUGAUUUCAUGGCUAUCGCCGUUCAACUGCAACCCAAGGACACUCGCUCCGCUGUUAAGCCCAUGGGCGACUGGAUCUCCAACGAGCCCAAGGGCAUCCGCGCCUACCCCUACGCCACCAGCUUGACCACCAACCCCUUGACUUACAAGAGCGCCAACGGCCUGGGCAGCGUCCACGCCAUCGGCACGAUCUGGGCGACAGCCCUCUACGAGGUCAUGUGGAACCUGAUUGACAAGCACGGCAAGAGCGACGAUGAUAUGCCCAAGUACAACGGCCAGAUCCCUACUGAUGGAAAGUUCCUUUCCAUGAAGCUUGUCAUGGACGGCAUGGCUCUGCAGCCUUGCAACCCCAACAUGGUCCAGGCUCGUGAUGCUAUCAUUGAUGCUGAUACUGCUCUUACUGGUGGUAAGAACAAGUGUGAGCUGUGGAAGGGCUUUGCCAAGAGAGGUCUUGGUACGGCUGCUAAGUACAGCUCCUCUAGCCGAACUGAGAGCUUCACUCUGCCUUCUGGAUGUUAG